Molecule: messenger RNA, 2970 nt
Organism: Seriola aureovittata
Lineage: Eukaryota; Metazoa; Chordata; Actinopteri; Carangiformes; Carangidae
Gene: tamm41
Product: TAM41 mitochondrial translocator assembly and maintenance homolog
Exons: 8
Coding region: 256-1287 (343 amino acids)
Biological process (GO): cardiolipin biosynthetic process; CDP-diacylglycerol biosynthetic process
Cellular component (GO): mitochondrion
Molecular function (GO): phosphatidate cytidylyltransferase activity
Source: RefSeq, a predicted model, not a curated record
UGACGCAUAAUUUAGUCGACCGUCAAGCUACACAGCUGACCCAAACUGAGCUUAUGGGCGAAGUUAAUCGAUAAAACUGACAUAUACAUUGAUAUCCAGGGUCUGCGGUCGUGUUUGGCGGCACCGAGUCCCUACGUCUGAAAUGUAUCUCUUACUUCACGCGUUCAAAACUUCGUUUUACCCGUUAUUUAGUCGAUUAUCUUGCUCAUAGACCAGCUACCGUUGCUGAUGAAAAAUAGUCCUAGCUAGUUCGAAAUGACUCUUCCAGCUCUGCACAACACCGGCGUGCUAUACAGAAGGAUUCUGUCACAGUUUCCCCAGGACAUCAGCUUAGCUUUUGCCUAUGGCUCUGGCGUAUUCAAACAGCAUGGGACCAGCCAAGGUCAAAUGGAGAAGAACAUGCUGGACUUUGUGUUUGCGGUGGACGACCCGGUGACGUGGCACACUAUGAAUCUGCUGCAAAACCGCAAACACUACUCCAUCCUCAAGCUGUUUGGGCCCACGAUGAUCAGCUCCAUACAAAAUGAACACGGGGCUGCAGUAUACUACAACACACUGGUGCCUGUGGAUGGGAGGAUAAUCAAAUAUGGUGUCAUUAGUACGGAGUCUCUAAUAGAUGACCUGAUGCACUGGAAGACCUUGUACGUUGCUGGACGCCUUCACAAACCGGUGAAAAUGCUGGUGCAGAGUGAGAAUGCGAAGCUCCGUGCUGCUCUGGUGGCCAACCUGAAGAGUACUGUGACGGCCUCCUUCCUCAUGCUGCCAGAGAGCUUCACUGAAGAAGACCUAUUCCUGCAGAUAGCUGGCCUUUCUUAUGCCGGGGAUUUCAGGAUGGUGAUUGGAGAAGACAAAUCCAAGGUGGCCAACAUCGUCAAAGACAACUUUCAGCACUUCAGGAUUCUGUAUAGCAAUAUCCUGAGGGACUGCCCUCAAGUGGUCUACAAACCUCAGCAAGGAAAACUUGAGGUAGACAAAAGCCCAGAGGGUCAGUUUACCCAGCUGAUGGCACUGCCACGUACCCUCCAGCAAAGGAUCACAAAGCUGGUCGACCCGCCGGGGAAGAACCGUGAUGUGGAGGAGAUCCUGCUGCAGGUGGCUCAGGACCCGGACUGUGGAGCUGUCGUACAACAAGGUAUUUCAUCUAUUGUGAAAUCCUCCAGUAUAACACAGAGUAUCAAAGGCAUUGCUACAGCUGGCUUGUGGAAGACAGUGUCAUACAGCUCCAAGAAACUAAUGAAGAUGUGGAAGGGUUGGAGAAGGAAGCCGUCCAUGUCCCAGAUGUCGUGAACCAGCCUGUUCACCGGGAACCUGUUUGUCUUUCUAACUGUCAGUAUGACAAUCGACCUUCCAUCACCUUUUUUUUUACCCUGAAAAACUCUGGCUGGAUCAAAUGUCCACUAACCUGUGGUUGUGUCACUCCAUAGUCCGUAUGAAUGGGAUCACUGACCAGGUGGAAGGCUGUCUGAAUAGUUUAGAAUCACCUGUGCAACUGCCCUUUAUCGUGCAAUUCAUAAAAGUUGUAGAAUAAAGGGUGACAUUUUACGAGACAGACUGAAUUAUGGCUGACAUUUCAGUGUAAUACACACUGGACCUUUCUGGAUGAUGACACAUACACACAGAGUGACUGGUGAAGAGCUGCUAAUUGGACUACACUGCAACAAGUACCACAAGUAUAAUGAAGAAAUAAUGAGUAUUCUCAUGUGGGUCAUGCAUGUGUCACAUCUGUGUGUCAUUCUCUAUGUGAAUAGUGCUACCUAGAUGACAAGUGAUGGGCAGCUAAUAUGGUGUAAAGUGAGGAAAUCUUUAUGAGCAAUUUUCAUCACUGUACUCAAAAAAGGAGGGCAUUGAUUGUUUCCUUUCAGCUGUGGACUAGUGUUACACACUCAAACACACACUUCUCUCUUGUCUCUCUUUGCCAAAGAUCUCAAAUCUGUCAUCUCUUAACUCUUCACGUGUUAAUAGUGUUCUUGAUGGUGGCACCAUUUCUCAGCCAGUGCUCGUAAACAAAAGAUAUGGUCACACUUUCUUGAGAAGCUGUUUAGGAGGAGUCUGUCUAAUUGUUAAAAAGAAACUGGUACACCUCUCUGCCCCCAGUCGGUGCAUCGAUUGGUUCUUCACAAACAUUUGCUGCAGUCUAAUGCAGUUAUAAAAGAUGGGUUUAAUACAUUUUUUCAUAUAACAGUGUGUCUGAUCACUGUGUCUUCUUCAGUACCAAGACUUUUUUAGUCUAUAAAAACCCAGAAAUGGUAAGAAAAAUAAUGAAAACAUACUAUAUAUACAUUGUUUUCACUAAUUUAUUAUGUCACAAAACACUAGAUUUAAACGAUAAUAUUAGUUUAAUUGAUAUUGAGGGUAAUUGAUAUGUCACUAUGCCAGAUUGAAGUGAAACAUUCAUUCUGAGGGUGUGAUUUUGUUUGGGAAGAUGUUUAUAUUUUUAUACAGCUUUAUCACAGGCUUUUUUCACAGAGAACAUUUGACAUAUUAAAGCAGGAAAAGCCUGGGACACCAAAAUAGAGCAAAUCUGUUAUUAAUAAAGUCAGAUACACCUUUUCCUGCUAUAAGAAGUCAAAAUAUCAGCUGUGGUAACUUUACUAUUUCUAAUCAGAUAUUACUUUGGCCAUGGAGAAGAACAUAUGCAAUAGAAGCACAAAACAAAAGAACAAAGCAAAUGAAGCAUUCUUAAUGUUUCUGAAAAUUGUAUGAAAAUACCUAUAAAUGUUUAUUUGUAUGUUAAUUUUUUUAAUUCAAGAAAUAGGGGUCUAAAUUUACAUUUAUAAAUGUAGAAUUUGGCCAUUAAAAAAGAUAAGGUUAAUCAUAUUUGUUUUAUUCUCUCCUUUCCCUCUUAUAAUAUGAAAUACCAAAUAGAACAUAUUAAAAAAAACAGGUCAGUACUGUGAUAAAAUACUUUGUUCCAUCAUAUUGCAGUCAGUAGUAGAGUCGCAAAUUAAAAUAUCAAUUACUUCCUGUCAA